Molecule: messenger RNA, 2913 nt
Organism: Alosa alosa (allis shad)
Lineage: Eukaryota; Metazoa; Chordata; Actinopteri; Clupeiformes; Clupeidae
Gene: rnf128a
Product: ring finger protein 128a
Exons: 7
Coding region: 178-1359 (393 amino acids)
Cellular component (GO): nucleoplasm; cytoplasm
Source: RefSeq, a predicted model, not a curated record
GUUCCAACUAGUUCACCUGUUAGCAGCAGUCAGUGCCGAGAGAGCUUGGGAGGUUGGAUGAAGGGAGCAUUUAUCACGGAUUUCUUGUUCUUGUCUGACGUUGUUUCGGUCUAAAUUAAUAGCAUAAAUUCUGCUGAGAAGCAUACGUGCCAAAUCGGCAUUGCGACCAGAUAAGCUAUGUCUCUGCUUGCGAAACGGCACCUGUUUUCGUGGUUGUUCGUCGCGUCGAGUCUACAGGUAUCGAGUUUACAUUUCGCACAGGCAACAUACAUAUGCACAGCAUAUCUCAACCUAUCUUUUGUCGCCCCACAAAGCAACGAAACUAUCUGGCGAUACGAAGAAAUCGGACUAUACGGACAGGACUCGCCAAAGGCGUCUGUAGUUGGAGACGUAUACUUUCCCGACCCAAUAUACGGUUGUGACAGUGACACUGUUUAUAACAAUCCCAACGGAUCCAAAGGCUGGAUAGCCCUCAUGCAACGUGGAAAUGGGUGCACAUUUUCAGAGAAGAUCAACGUCGCGGCCAGCAAAGGAGCAAUUGGAGCUGUUAUAUUUAACAAUAUCGGCAGUGAUAAUAGGGUCAUACAAAUGUCCCAUCCAGGCACAGGUGACACAGUGGCCAUUAUGAUCGGACACAUCCGUGGGAUGGAGAUGGCCCGGCUGCUGCAGCAGGGCAUCCAGCUCACCUUGUCCAUCGAGGUGGGCAAGCUGCACGGGCCCUGGAUGAGCCACUACUCCGUCUUCUUUGUGUCCAUCUCCUUCUUUGUGGUGACCGCGGCGACCGUGGGGUACUUCAUCUUCUACUCGGCUCGACGACUCAACACCGUCCGGCUGCAGAAUCGCAAACAGAAAAAGCUUAAGGCCGAAGCAAAGAAGGCGAUUGGCCAACUGCAAGUCCGCACACUUAAACAGGGAGAUGAGGAGACGGGGCCAGAUGCAGACACCUGCGCAGUUUGCAUUGAUGCGUACAAGGCCGGAGAUGUGCUCUCCAUUCUCACGUGCAAUCAUUUGUUCCAUAAGCAGUGCAUUGAGCCAUGGUUACUGGAACACAGAACGUGUCCGAUGUGCAAGUGUGACAUCCUGAAGGCCCUGGGAGUGGAGCCUGACAUAGAGGAGCCGCCCCAGGAGAUCACCGUGCCUCCGGAGCUCUCAUUCCCCAACGUGACCGAAGACAGCCGCAGUGAGACGGCCUCGUCUGGCUACGCCUCCAUCCAGGGCAUGGAGCACCACAGCCCAGUGGACACUCCACACUCCAGCCCUGAGUCCAUCCCUGACCUUGGAUCAGUUCAAGUGGACAUCCAGCCACAUUACGACAACCUUGCCUUUGAGAGCGAUAGCCCGAGAGACCCCAGAACAUGAGUGUCGAAUGUACACACACACACACACACACACACACAAACAAACACACACACACACACACACACAGUCACAUCCAAGUCUCCUUUGAUAACAGAUGGACUUAGUUAAACUCAGGUUGGCCUAACUCUAUCUAUGCAUAUUACUGCAAUCCCCACCCCUCAACACACACACACACACACACAAAAACAAAGGCUAAGUUAGCGGGAGUGGUAUCUAUGCAUAUUAGUUUUCAUUAUUUUGAUAUCAAAUCUCUGCAGAGUAUCUCUGCUUCAGGCCAGGACAAGCUGGACAUCAGAAUACUUUAAUUGUAUGUGAUGUAAGUAAUUUGAAUCAGUAGGUUAGUUACUUGAAUGUCUGUCAUCAAUCAUUGUGUCUUAAGCUAUGUGUUUUAAUAGCUAAAAUUCCUUUAUGUCGAUAGGACAGUUUUCUUUGUGUUUUAGCAGUACCAGUGGUGGAUCAUGAGGUAUCGGACCACAAGCCAGACAUUUUUCUUUGUUGCUUUGCUGUCUUCUCUUUUAAAUGUAAUUGUAUGUGUGAGAGUGUGUGUGUAUAUAUUGAGUGUAUGGGUUUGUCCGUGUGUGUGUGUGUGUGUGGGAGAGAGAGAGAGAGAGAGAGAGAGAGUGAGCGAUUUGAUGCAGUAGUUUAAAUGAAGUUUUAUUAUUUAAGGCUUUAGGCUUUUGGACACAGUUUAGUACUUUUUUUCUAUGUUUGUACAGUGUGCAUUCCAGAGAAACAUGUAUAAACAAGGCCUUACCACUUUCUGCCUGAAAAUGUGGACAUUAGUUUACAUGUCCCCGUUUUAGAAAAACCUGUAGUGCUCCAUCUGCUGUCCGUGUGUAAUACUGUCAGCUAUACCAUCGCCAGCUACAUACACAAGCGCAUGUGUGAGACCACAGUAACUUUUUGUAAUGAAAAUGGGUGUUCUGUAAUAUCAAAGAAAUGUGUUGUACUUUUCAUUUCAUAGUUUGUUGAUUUCUCUAUUUCAUGUAGGUGAACCUGUGUGAAAAAAAUAAUCAUGUCAUUGAGUGCUUACCAUUGUAAAUGUUGUGAAAACCCUACUUUUAUACAGGGAUAGAUGCUAGUCCUCCAAAUGACAUUUUGUAUGUAAUGCUGUCCUACAUUUUUUUUGAGACAUCCCUAAAAGUAUUUCCCUGAAAAAAGAGUUUUUUUGUUUUUGUUUAGUCCUCACCUGGUCUUACACCGUUAAGUCAUGUGCUCUGGUGUAAACUGGCUGUGCAGAUAGUGUGCCUUAAAAAGUUAUCAUCUAGUAAUGAAUUAUUUCCUCAUAUAUCUCAUACAAAACAUGUGUUCUCACUUGAUGAAAUUAAUAGUUUCUGCAUGCACUUUACAAGAAUGAAUUGAAUUAUGUUGCAGUUUUUUUUUCUUUGCUUAAAGGUUCCAGUUCUUCGUAAUGAAGAAAUUUUAAGUGUUUUUGAUUAAUGUUAAGGGACAAAAGCAAUUCUUACCUUUUCAUUGUUAACUUGGGUUGUGUUGGGUCUUUGAUAACAGCUAUAAAUUGCGAAAAGAAAUUAAUAAAUUCUUGUUUUAUGAAAA